Molecule: messenger RNA, 459 nt
Organism: Beta vulgaris subsp. vulgaris (sugar beet)
Lineage: Eukaryota; Viridiplantae; Streptophyta; Magnoliopsida; Caryophyllales; Amaranthaceae
Exons: 1
Coding region: 1-459 (152 amino acids)
Source: RefSeq, a predicted model, not a curated record
AUGGCUGCCGGUAAACACAUGUUCCACCCGGCACUUGCCGUCUCCAAUAUCAAGAACCAUGUUUCCGUCGUUCUUGAGAUGGAAAACGUCCAAUAUGGGACGUGGGCUGAACUUUUAAAGAUUCAUGCUCGAUCGCAUCGGGUCCUUCAUCAUAUCAUUCCACCGGAAUCCGGCAUGGGUCCGACCCCUCUUUCGACUGAUGCCGAGAAAGAACUGUGGGCUACUCUUGACGCCACCGUUCUUCAAUGGAUAUACUCUACUAUAUCCACUGACUUGUUGACCACCAUUCUUGAACAUGAUUCCUCAGCUAUGGAGGCAUGGAACCGUCUCCGAGAUAUUUUUCAAGAUAAUGAGAUCUCCCGUGUUGUGGCCCUUGAGCAAGAGUUUUCUUCUACCACUAUGGCUGAGUUCCCUAAUGUCGCUGCCUACUGCCAACGCCUUAAAUCUCUUGCUGACUAG